UCAACUGAAAACACCACACACCACACAGUAUUACCUAGAAUAUUUUUUUGUCGUGUUUUUUUUAGUCAACGAAGAUUUUCGAUUUCGAUAAAAAUGGUCAAAAUUCGGCCCAAUUCGGUCAAGAUGCCCCAACAUGCUCAUGGAAUAGGCAACAGGCGAGCCAAUCAAAAUGUAUUAUCUAGACUGCCCAAAGGAGUGGUUCACUCCUAUAUCAAAACCGAGCAUUACUUGAUACGACGGACGAUACAGGGAUGUAGGAGGAUUAUAAUCCAAAGAGACUGGCCGCUGGUGCGAAGACGGAUUCAUUUUCAAAGAGCCGGAGCCAUGGGCAAUAUGAUUCCGAGUGUUAUGGAUUCGGGGGUUCUGCUAGGACGGUGGAAUCGUAGGGCUAAGGCUAGUUUCCAUAUGGAUUGGAUACGCCGCCACGAAUUGGUUGAGGUUCCAGAAGAUCCAGACGAGGUAGAAUAUUUAGAAGAAUCCUGGGAAAGCGAAGAGGAGCCUGAAUCCUCUUCCACCUCUGGUUACAGUUCACGUCCAAGAUCCGAAGAAAUUCCCAGUGAAAUGGAUGUGGAUUAACCCCAGUAGCUCGAGAAUUUAUAUAUAAUCGAUGAGGCUGGGAAUACAGAUAGCUCGCCCAGCCAACCUAUUAUGCGAUCAAGAGCAGAAGUUGGGAUGUUGAAUCCUUGCUGUGUUAUAAAGAUUCCGCCCAGGAGUAAAUUUCAAAUUGAGUGCCAAUUCAAUUGGAGCAACGUAAUACAUGUCAAACAGAUUAUAAAAUUGUAUUAAAGUCUUAGGUCCCUAUUCAAAAUGUAA
Drosophila takahashii is the source of this 813-nucleotide messenger RNA. RefSeq lists its product as uncharacterized. The record is from RefSeq and is a predicted model, not a curated record. Lineage: Eukaryota; Metazoa; Arthropoda; Insecta; Diptera; Drosophilidae.